Molecule: messenger RNA, 517 nt
Organism: Aspergillus pseudonomiae
Lineage: Eukaryota; Fungi; Ascomycota; Eurotiomycetes; Eurotiales; Aspergillaceae
Exons: 1
Coding region: 6-329 (107 amino acids)
Source: RefSeq, a predicted model, not a curated record
GAGGGAUGUUUUGUUUAACUUGUACAGCGGACACCCAAACCGAUGACACUCAGCGGCCCAACUCCACCAUGGCAGACCAAUCUGAUGACGAGGACGGCAAUAUAACACGUAUCCUCAAACACCGAUCAACGCCAGAGGGCAGCUUGACAUUCCUUUGCCUCCAGGUACAGUGGUACUCGCACUCUGAGCUUGAAGAGUAUACCCCGGAGUUGGUGGAUCAAUAUCUCUAUCGUGGCAGGCCCCAUGAGCGUUCUAGAGCACGCAAAAGGCAAGCAGCUUGUGAAACACCCUUGGCUUCGGACAGGCAAAAGAAGGUUAGGGAGAUAUAGGCCACGGCUCAUUGUUUGUCAUACUUGCUUUCGGAUCUCCUUUCAUUGUUAUUACGCAUUUCUCAUAUAACUUAAAUCAAAUCUUCAUGCUUGGGUACUUGUGACGCGUCAUUAUUGGAACUAGGUGAUCUUGUUGACUGAGACUGAGUCGUAGUGGUCAUGUUAAGUAUAUUGCAUGGAGAUCAGCG